Messenger RNA from Limulus polyphemus (Atlantic horseshoe crab), 478 nucleotides. Its product is annotated as SCY1-like protein 2. The transcript has 3 exons. Lineage: Eukaryota; Metazoa; Arthropoda; Merostomata; Xiphosura; Limulidae. The record is from RefSeq and is a predicted model, not a curated record. The annotation marks the transcript as partial.
UGUGCCUUGUCAGCCUUUCACGUGUAAGUUACCAAAAAUGGGACAACCGGACCUAGACUUUACUGCUCCAGAAAUCCAGUUUUCAUCAAUGUGUUCGCCGUACAGCGACAUGUUCUCUCUCGGGCUGUUGACCUGUUCUGUCUUUAACAAUGGACGAUCGCUUAUUGAAGCGAACCUGAGCACCAGUGCUUACAGCAAGCAGCUGGAUAUGCUAGAACAGAACCUGAACGAGCUAUUGGAUCGAGUGCCGCACCACCUACAGGAACCGGUCCAAAGUCUACUUAAUGUUGAUCCUACAAAACGAACCAAUGCUCACGACUUUGCCAUGAUCAAGUAUUUUAUGGACCCUUCAGUUCAUGCCCUUCAAUAUCUGGACGUCAUUCAGAUGAAGGACACCACCCAUAAAUCUCAUUUUUAUCACAGUCUCAAGGGGGCGCUACCUAACAUACCGAGGGUAAGACUUGCCACACUCAUGCUG